AGUGGAAUCAUGAGGUUCAUUCUUACAUUUCUAGGGCUCCUUUUUACACCUCUGGGGCGUGUCCUUGUACAUUCCUUUGACAGUGACAAAGUAUUUCGAGUGAAACUUGAGAAUGAAAAUCAACUAAAUGUCUUGAAGGACCUGGCCUCUACAAUACAGCUUGACUUUUGGCAUCCUCAUUCAGUUCAACAUGUUCUUAUUGGGAAAAACGUGGAUUUCAGAGUGAGUUCAGAUCAGACAAACUUUGUUCAAAAGAUCCUGGAGCAAAAUCAAAUCCAAAACAGAAUUGUAUUCCACAAUCUACAAAAUGAAAUUGAGAAACAGUUGGAUGGAGGGAAACAUUUCCGUAAGAAACACUUCUACACAAGAUAUAAUGAAUGGGAAAAGAUCGCUGCAUGGACUAGACGAAUGGCUAAAAAACAUGCCAAACUGAUCUCCAGGAUUGAGAUUGGAAAGACUUAUGAGGAGCGGCCUAUGUAUGUCCUUAAGGUUGGGAAACAAAGUAACCCAAAGAAAGCUAUAUUUAUGGAUUGUGGUAUUCAUGCACGAGAGUGGAUCUCACCAGCCUUUUGCCAAUGGUUUGUAAAGGAGGCUGUCACGACUUAUGGAAGAGACAAGGACAUGACACUACUCUUAGACAACAUAAAUUUCUAUGUUCUCCCAGUGUUCAACGUUGAUGGUUAUGUCUGGACAUGGACAAAAGAUCGCAUGUGGAGAAAGAACCGUUCCAAUAACACUAACAGUGAUUGCAUCGGCACUGACCUGAAUAGGAAUUUCAAUGCUGCUUGGGGCUGUAAGAUACAGAAUGAAUUGGCUAAGGAAGCUGUGGAUGCUUUACAUAGCCUCUAUCAAACAGAGUAUACAUAUGGAUCAAUUGCUACCACAAUUUAUCUUGCUCCUGGUGGCUCAGAUGAUUGGGCUUAUGAUGAGGGUAUAAAAUAUGCCUUCACCUUUGAACUUCGUGACAAAGGCCGAUAUGGUUUUGCUCUUCCUGAAUCUCAGAUAAAGCCAACUUGUGAAGAAACUAUGAUUGCUGUUAAAUAUAUUGCUCAACAUAUCCUUAAUUAGCAGUACUUAAAAAAAGCUUUCAAGCUGAAUAAAUAAAAUAUAAUGCAGAAUU
Molecule: messenger RNA, 1120 nt
Organism: Thamnophis sirtalis
Lineage: Eukaryota; Metazoa; Chordata; Lepidosauria; Squamata; Natricidae
Source: RefSeq, a predicted model, not a curated record